Choloepus didactylus (southern two-toed sloth) is the source of this 4804-nucleotide messenger RNA. It is a transcript of the gene PTGS2, whose product is annotated as prostaglandin-endoperoxide synthase 2. Gene Ontology annotation, molecular function: peroxidase activity; oxidoreductase activity, acting on single donors with incorporation of molecular oxygen, incorporation of two atoms of oxygen; heme binding. The transcript has 10 exons. Gene Ontology annotation, biological process: response to oxidative stress; cyclooxygenase pathway. Bases 136 to 2190 code for a protein of 684 amino acids. The record is from RefSeq and is a predicted model, not a curated record. Gene Ontology annotation, cellular component: cytoplasm; neuron projection. NCBI's taxonomy places the organism in Eukaryota, Metazoa, Chordata, Mammalia, Pilosa, Megalonychidae.
ACUCCGCAGCAGCGCCUCCUCCGGAGUUGGAUCCCGUAGACCACAGACCACAACUCCUCUGCCCUCCUCGCGCCCCAUCUGCCGCUGAGAUGCUAGCCCGCGCCCUGCUGCUCUGCGCCGUCCUGGCGCUCAGCCAUGCAGGUGAGUACUUGGCGUCCGGCAUCCCGGACCCCUGGGUUUCUGGUCCCAGGCAGAGUUUUCCGUCUGACUCCUGGGUCCCCAAAGGGAGAGAGGCUGCCUGACUUUGUGAAGAGUUUGGACCACUUGAGUCCAAAAUACCUUGGUGGAUAUCACAGCUCUGCCACCCGAUCAGUUACUUCAUUGGACGAGGUACUUCAUCGGUCUGAGCCUCACUUUGCUCAUCUGCUAAAUGGGAUACGAAUUUGCAGGUUGUCAUCACGAUUAAGACAAGAUCUGAAAAAUACAGCAAAUCCGUGCUGUUCCAACCCAUGUCAAAAUCGAGGUGUAUGUAUGAGCACAGGAUUUGACCAGUAUAAAUGUGACUGCACCCGGACAGGAUUCUAUGGUGAAAACUGUUCAACACCUGAAUUUCUGACAAGAAUAAAAUUAUUCCUGAAACCCACUCCAAACACGGUGCACUACAUACUUACCCAUUUCAAGGGAGUUUGGAACAUCGUCAAUAAUAUUCCCAUCCUGCGAAAUUCUAUUAUGAAAUAUGUGCUGACAUCAAGGUCACAUUUGAUUGAGAGUCCACCAACUUAUAAUGUGCAGUAUGGUUACAAAAGCUGGGAAGCGUUUUCCAACCUCUCUUAUUAUACCAGAGCCCUUCCUCCGGUGGCUGAUGACUGCCCAACUCCCAUGGGUGUGAAAGGGAAGAAGGAACUUCCUGAUUCAAAAGAGAUUGUGGAAAAGUUUCUUCUAAGAAGAAAGUUCAUCCCCGAUCCUCAGGGCACAAAUAUGAUGUUUGCGUUCUUUGCUCAGCACUUCACCCAUCAAUUUUUCAAGACAGAUCACAAGCAAGGACCAGGUUUCACCAAAGGAUUGGGUCAUGGGGUGGACUUAAAUCAUAUUUAUGGUGAAACUCUGGAUAGACAGCAUAAACUGAGACUUUUCAAGGAUGGAAAGUUGAAAUAUCAGAUAAUUGGCGGAGAGAUGUAUCCUCCCACAGUCAAAGAUACUCAGGUAGAGAUGAUCUACCCCCCUCAUGUCCCUGAACACCUGCGGCUUGCUGUGGGGCAGGAGGUCUUCGGUCUGGUGCCUGGUCUGAUGAUGUAUGCAACAAUAUGGCUUCGGGAACAUAACAGAGUGUGCGAUGUGCUUAAACAGGAGCAUCCAGAAUGGGAUGAUGAGCAGUUAUUCCAGACAAGCAGACUCAUCCUGAUAGGAGAGACUAUUAAGAUUGUGAUUGAAGAUUAUGUACAGCAAUUGAGUGGCUAUCACUUCAAGCUGAAGUUUGACCCGGAGCUGCUUUUCAACCAACAAUUCCAGUACCAAAACCGCAUUGCUGCUGAGUUUAACACACUCUACCACUGGCAUCCCCUUCUGCCUGAUACCUUUCAAAUCAGUGACCAGGAAUACAACUAUAAACAGUUUCUCUACAACAACUCUUUAUUACUGGAACACGGGCUUACCCAGUUUGUUGAAUCAUUCACCAAGCAAAUUGCUGGCAGGGUUGCUGGUGGUAGGAAUGUUCCACCUGUAGUACAAAAUGUAGCAAAGGCCUCAAUCGACCAGAGCAGACAGAUGAAAUACCAGUCUCUUAAUGAGUACCGCAAACGCUUUCUGCUGAAGCCCUAUAAAUCAUUUGAAGAACUUACAGGAGAGAAGGAGAUGGCUGCGGAGUUAGAAGAGCUCUACGGUGACAUUGAUGCUAUGGAGCUGUAUCCUGCUCUGCUGGUAGAAAAGCCUCGUCCAGACGCCAUCUUUGGUGAGACCAUGGUAGAAAUGGGAGCUCCGUUCUCUUUGAAAGGACUCAUGGGGAAUCCCAUAUGUUCUCCUGACUACUGGAAGCCUAGCACUUUUGGUGGAGAAACAGGUUUUAAAAUCAUCAACACAGCCUCAAUCCAAUCUCUCAUCUGCAAUAAUGUGAAAGGCUGUCCCUUUACUGCCUUCAAUGUUCAGGAUUCCCAGCUCACCAAAACAGUCACCAUUAAUGCCAGCUCUUCCCACUCCAGACUAGAUGAUAUCAAUCCCACAGUACUGCUAAAAGGACGUUCAACUGAGCUAUAGAAGUCUACUGAUCAUAUUUAUUUAUUUAUUAUGAACUAUUUCUUGUAACUUAACUAUUUAAUAAUAUUUAUAAUAAACUCCUUAUUUUACUUAACAUCUUCUGUAACAGAAGACAGUACUCCUGUUGCAGGAGAAAGGGUCAUACUUGUGAAGAUUCUUGUUACUACUUAGAUAUAUUUUCUUCAAGUUAAAGAGGAAAAUAGUUUUUUUUAUAAACCAAUGGAAAAUGAGUUUUGACAUCUUUUUACCUGAGUUUCAAUUUACAUCAUGCUAUAACAAGAACAAAAGUAAAAGUGUCUGAAUAUUUAAAUUCUGGUAACAAGAUGGUAAAAUGCUGCUGGUUUCUACACUGUUGAUGUUUCCAGUGUAUCUUCCAUGAUGCAUUGGGAUCAAGUAACGUUCUGGAAUUUUAAAGUGCUUUUACACAUUUAUCUGCUAUUAAAAAAAAAAAAGUGUGUUUUUAAAUGAAUUACUAAGUGAGAUAUUAGUAAUAAUUUCAUGCCAAAUUUUUAAAGCAACAUUGAGAAAAGAAUUUGAAAUUUCUAAAUUCAAAGGAUAGAGUCACUUCUAGAAGUUUGUUUUAUUUACUGUGCUAAAGUUAUUUAAUCUGUGAUCUCAUCAGUAAAAUGAGCUCUCACAGAUUUAAAUCUGUAAAAUCAGUACAAAUUAUAUGACAAUUAAUGAAAAAAAUUGCAUAAGAGAUUUUGCUUUUUCACUAGGAAUGCAAAUCUACUUAAUGUUACAGUUUCCUUUUAAUAUUAUCAAAAUGCCAAAUGUUAAAUUGGUAGAAUCACUGCAAUAAAUUAAAUAAAUUGAAUUAAGAACAUGCCAAGAAAUUCCAGAAUUUCUUUAUAUUGCUAGUAUUAAGCAAAAUUGAUGGCAACAAAAGAUUCUAUGUUUAAAAUAAACAAUAUCAAAGAAAAAAUACAUUACAGUUCAAAUUUGGGUUAAACUCUUGAAGGAAACUUUUUGUAUCAUUGAGUACUGCAGGCUUGGUACUCAAAAGAGACUGUCAUGAUGGUAAUGAAUUACCUAGCUGGACAUGGCUAAAGAUCUUUUUUCUCAGAUUUUCUGUUGCACAGUAUGAUUUAGCACUCCAUACCAUAGUGCAAAAAUAGCAAAGACCUCAUGAGAAGCCUCUUCAACGUGCUUAAUUUCAUUUUGAUGCGUUAUUUUUAUCUGAAUCUUGACUAAGCCAAUUAAAUAUGUGCAUUUGAUCAUUUGAAUCAAACCUGGCUGUCUCCAUGCUUUUCCUUUUAUUUUCUUCUUUAGCCAUUUUGCUAAGAGACUCUCUUUUUAUCAUUUUACUACUUCUAUUUUGUUUUCCUGGUUUUUAAGAUCUGCAUUUGUCUUUCUUUGGACUUUCUGCCUGUACUUUCUUAUAUAGACUUAUGCAAAUGUUCAGGAAAACCUCAGCUCAGGACUCUUUAAUUCCUCUUAAGAGGGAUAAAAGAAAAAAUAAUAAUAAAAGCCCUUAAAAAAACAGUAUACAUUUAUUUUAGUUGAAAAACAGAGAAUUUUAUUUACAGUUAAUUUUAACUAUGACCAGAGAAUCUUACAAAUAGGCUAGAAUCUUAGAAAGAACUGGAGAAGGAGCCUUGCCAGGAAGAAAGUUACAUUCCUAUUUUUAAUGAAUGCCGUUGUUUAAAUCAACAACAAAAAUUCCUGCAUAAUUCCCAGCAAGAUUCUGCUGCUUCUUUUCCCCAACCCAUUGUCAGCUGACAUUUUCUGGUACUGUAUAUUACUUAAUUUAAUUUAUUGAUGAUUGUUAUUUAUGUUUUUUUUAGGACAUUAAUAUUUAAAAUGGGUUUAAGCCUGCAAUCAUUGAUUGUUUUUCCAUUCUGGAGGGUUACCUCACUGAAUUAUUAUAUAAAUAACCAAAAGAAAUGUUUGGAUUUAAGAUUUGUGAAUGAAUUUUCAGGAAACAAUUCUGUUAUAUUAAGAUACUUAACAUUAGGCUGUAUCUCAGUAGGAAUUACCGAUUUGCCAGUCCACAGAGAAUAGUGUAUCUCAUCAGCCUGGACAUGAAAUAAAACUGACUUUAUAUGUUCUUUGAAGGACCUGUGGGUGCUUCAUUAAUUCAUUCAACUGUAAUUUAUUAAGGAAAUACUCUGUGCAAAGCACUGUCGGUUUUAAUAUUUUUAAAUCAAAUAUUGAUUACAGACAAAGUAAUUUUGUAAAUUAUUAUGAAUCAGUAAAUUUGUAAGUUUUAGUGUUAACUGAAGUUAAUUUUACUGUAAUCAGUAAAUUUGUAAAUAACUGAAAUGUGUCUUGGGAAGAGGGAGAAAAUGAAAUAAAUUUCAUUAAAGGGCAAUAACUCAGGGGAAUCUUUAAGAUAUUAUGUGUAAAAGGUUUAAGGGUUAAAAAGAAAUAGUCAGCGUUAAAGUGCUAGUAUAAGAAACUCUUAACUUUUUUUUUUUUUUUUGGAAAAAAACUUGAUUUGUUUUCAAUAUCAAUCUGCUGACUGAACCUGGGUAUCAGGGAUCUGUAUGUGAAUGUUUCAGUGCCUCAGACAAAUGUGUAUUUAAAUUAACUUAAGUAAAUAAGUCUUGAAACAAAUGUCUGUUUAUUUUUGUACUAUUUAAGAACUGAAAAAUCUUUAAAAAUAAAUUUU